GGCGGCCCAGCUGGGUCAGCCCAGAGCGAGGAGGAUCCCGCCCCGGCGGGGCCCGUCCCCGCCGCUGCUCACCCCCACACCGCUCGGAGUAGCCGCUGCCCGGCGGCGGCAGCCAGCGCCGCGCUCAUGGCGGCCCCCGCAGCUCGGCCGGGAAGGGCCCGCGCGAGGCACGACGGGAGCGGGGGCGGCAAGAUGGCGGCGCGCAGCGGGCUGCGCCGCGCUGUCAUGGCGGCGCCCGCGCAGCCGGCGGCGCCUUGGGGCCGGUGGUUUUGUACCGCUGCCCCACCUCGGCCGUGGCGGCUCUUCGGGGCGAUGUGCCUGCUCCGGCUGCCCCGCAUCACGCAGCCUCUCCAGAAGGAGGAGGAAGAGAUGGCGGCCCUCAUGGGGCAGAUAGAGCUGGAGAAAAGCCAGUAUUCGGAUCAUGAACUCCGUAAGCUGGAGGAGGAGGAGCAGGUCAGGAAGAGGAGGGAAAGCCUGUAUGAUGAUGAAGAAGCACCUGGCAAAACAGUCAUCAUGGCUCGAGACCUGGAGGAGAAGUGGGAAGAGAAGUUACAGAGAUUUGAAGCUGCUCCACGGAUAACAGAUGCUGAUAAAAACAACUAUCGAACGUCAUUGAACAGGAAGCUGGACAGUAACCUGAUGCUUCUGGUGAAACAGAAAAUCGGUAACCAGGAGCUGUGGCUCCUGCCUCAAGUGGAAUGGCAGCCUGGAGAGACGCUGCGAAGCACAGCUGAGCGAGCCAUGGCUACGUUUUUGGGAGAUCACAUUCAAGCCAAAAUCCUGGGGAAUGCGCCAUAUGGGAUUUACAAGUAUAAAUUCCCCAGGGCCAUCAGGACUGAGGAUAACGUGGGAGCCAAAGUAUUCUUCUUCAAAGCCUUCCUCCAAAGCAGUGAUUUGUCCCAGGCAGACCUGAAGGAAGAUUACUUGUGGGUCACAAAGGAUGAGCUGGGAGAUUACUUGAAGCCAGAAUACCUGAAAAAAGUCAAUAGAUUCCUUCUGGACUUGUAAGCGAUAGGCUGUGCUCCAGCAGAUGGGGAAGAUGUGGGACGUGACUCCAGGGAGGAGCACAGCUGCUGCUUUGCAUGGUCUGUGUGUAUGAGAUGUUAACUUGGGCUCUGGAGGAUAAUUUGCCUUUGCCUUAUUUCCCAGUUCUCCUCACCAGGCCUGUACUGAAUAAAUAUUAAAAUUUAUACUCGGAA
Messenger RNA from Tyto alba (common barn owl), 1199 nucleotides. RefSeq names its product mitochondrial ribosomal protein L46 (gene MRPL46). Gene Ontology annotation, molecular function: structural constituent of ribosome. NCBI's taxonomy places the organism in Eukaryota, Metazoa, Chordata, Aves, Strigiformes, Tytonidae. Gene Ontology annotation, cellular component: mitochondrial large ribosomal subunit. The coding region runs from base 127 to 1008 and encodes 293 amino acids. The transcript is spliced from 4 exons. The record is from RefSeq and is a predicted model, not a curated record.